AAAAAACCCACAAUAGUAUUUUACCUACAUCCCUUUUGCUAUAUAUAUAGAUAUAUAUAUAUAUUAUUUCAUUUGCAUUUAAUUUGUGAGAACACUCAAUAACAAAAAUUUCUCAGCUCAUUCUAUAUACUAAUUCGAUGGCCUCUCCUAAUUUUCUAGCAAUAAUACUUUCUUACUUCCUUCUUCUUUCGAUCUCUACCGUCGAUGGAAAGAUAGCGCAGAAAUUUGGAUGCGAUAUUUUUAAAGGAAAUUGGGUUUACGACAAUUCGUAUCCUCUCUACGAUUCGAGGCAGUGUCCAUUCAUCGAAACUCAGUUUGAUUGCCAAAAAAAUGGACGACCGGACAAAGAAUACAUGAAGUAUCGAUGGCAGCCGUCGGGCUGUCCGCUGCCGAGGUUCAAUGGUGUAGAUUUUUUAAGAAAAAUAAGAGGGAAAAAGUUGAUAUUUGUGGGAGAUUCACUUAGCCUAAACCAGUGGCAAUCUCUCACAUGUUUGCUUCAUACUGCUCUCCCUUUGGCACCCUUCACUUCCCACACAUUAUAUGGCCUUUCUACUUUCUACUUCCCAGGCUACGAUGCAUCACUAUUGUUCUAUCGAAAUGCAUUCCUAGUGGAUCUCGUAGACAAGCCCAACGAAGGUCGAGUGUUGUUGCUCGAUUCCAUCACCAAUAGUCGAGUUUGGGGAGAAAUGGACAUUCUUGUAUUCGACACUUGGCAUUGGUGGCUUCACACCGGCAGGAAACAACCGUGGGAGUGGAUCGCGCAUGGGAAUAAAGUUGUUGAGGACAUGGACCGUUUGGUUGCGUACGAGAUUGCCCUAAAUACAUGGGCUAAUUGGAUCGACACUCAUGUAGAUCCAUCCAAGACUCAAGUUUUCUUCCAAGGUGUUUCACCCGAUCAUUUCAGUGGAAUUAGGAACUGUGGAGGACACACACGGCCACUUGCCGGAGGAGGAGGUCCGGCAGUACCAGCAGCAGAAUUAGUGCUGCAGAAGAUUCUGAAUUCGAUGGCGACGCCGGUGCAGUUGCUGGAUGUGACUGCCCUUUCGCAGCUGCGGAUCGACGCCCAUCCUUCAUUCUACGGCGGCCAUGGAGUUCACGCCGCCGUGGACUGCACCCACUGGUGCCUCACUGGACUUCCCGACAUCUGGAAUCACUUUCUAUAUGCUAUGCUCCGCUGAAUAAUACAAUACAUACAUAUAUAUAUAUAUAUGUGCCUUAAUUGUUUAUAUGUAUAUUAUAUAUUAACUGAUCAUACUUUCUGUAUGUAUAAUCAUAAACAAAAAAUAAAUAAAAUGGUAUAUGUAUAUAAUUAUAUAUAUAUAUAUAUAUUGUGUAUGGUAAAAGAAGUGUUAAAAAAAUCA
Andrographis paniculata is the source of this 1361-nucleotide messenger RNA. Its product is annotated as protein trichome birefringence-like 43. Gene Ontology annotation, molecular function: O-acetyltransferase activity. The coding region runs from base 138 to 1178 and encodes 346 amino acids. Gene Ontology annotation, cellular component: Golgi apparatus. The record is from RefSeq and is a predicted model, not a curated record. Lineage: Eukaryota; Viridiplantae; Streptophyta; Magnoliopsida; Lamiales; Acanthaceae. The transcript has 5 exons.